AUGCCUUGUCUCCUCACCCGGCGUCUCCCAUGGUCCUCCACACCAUCGCUCCUCCAGCCAAUGCGUUUUCGACCACAAUGGAACUUUAGAAAAUCCUACAGCACCAGCAACAAACUAUCUGAUCCUCUUCGGAUUCUGUUCUGCGGCUCAGAUGACUUCAGCUGUGCUUCAUUGCACGCAUUAUACCGCGAGUAUCGCCGUAACAGCGCGCUCAUUCGGUCAAUUGAUGUCGUCGUGCGGCCCGCUAAGCCGACGGGGAGGGGUUAUAAGGAGUUAAGAGAAGUUCCGGUGCAGAAACUUGCCAAUGAAUUGGGGCUCCCUGUUCAUGUGAGGGAUACGUUCACUGGGUGGAACAUGCCUCAACCAGAAGGCGACCCCAUCAACCUGAUCAUUGCAGUCUCCUUCGGCUUGUUCGUCCCUCCACGUUUGCUCUCAGCUGCCAAAUAUGGCGGGCUCAACGUUCAUCCAUCCUUGCUACCUGACCUGCGCGGUCCAGCCCCCCUCCACCACGCCCUCCUCCACGGUGACACCCACACCGGCGUCUCCAUCCAAACCCUCUCUCCCACGACCUUCGACGCUGGCACCAUCCUCUCGCAAACCCCCCCCCCUGGUAUCCCCAUUCCCCGGGACUGCACCCUCGUCCAACUCCACAACCUCCUGGCCCCCGUCGGAGCAGAAAUGCUUGUUGAUGUGCUGCGUCAAGGGAAACACGUCCCUCCGCAUGAGGACGUCGUUGAGAAUGAUGUGAAGGGGAAGGAGGGAUUGAGGCAUGCGCCGAAGGUAGAGAAGAAAGAUGGGGAGGUUAGAUUGGUUGGUACCCCGUCAGGGAGGACUGCGGCAAGGGAUGCGGUGUUGAGGGAACGGGUUUUGGGAGCGGUGUGGACGCAUGUCAGGGUUCCGGGGAAGAAGGUGGGUGAUGAGGGGGUGGUGAAGAGGGUGAUUCUAGGGGAGCUGAGCGAGAUGGAUGGAUGGAAUGCUCCCAGCGAGCUCACAAAGGGGACAGUGACUUUCCUCCAGCAAUAUCCUCCACCUUCAGCGGGUUCGUCACCCGAAGCGCAGAAGCAGCAGUUCACACCUGUACCUCUCACGACUUAUUUCUUCCUUCCUUCCGAUGCCGUCCCUAAAGGCCCUGGCGCAGGCGCCGUGGCAGUUCAUAUGCCGGACGGGUCGUGGCUUUGCAUAGGACGCAUCAAGGUCGAGGGGUCGACAGCCAAACCCGCGGCGAAGGUGAUGAGGAGUUUGUUGAGUGUUGCACAGUAA
Molecule: messenger RNA, 1260 nt
Organism: Thermochaetoides thermophila DSM 1495
Lineage: Eukaryota; Fungi; Ascomycota; Sordariomycetes; Sordariales; Chaetomiaceae
Product: methionyl-tRNA formyltransferase-like protein
Exons: 4
Coding region: 1-1260 (419 amino acids)
Biological process (GO): conversion of methionyl-tRNA to N-formyl-methionyl-tRNA; biosynthetic process
Cellular component (GO): mitochondrion
Molecular function (GO): methionyl-tRNA formyltransferase activity
Source: RefSeq, a predicted model, not a curated record